AUGGACAAAUUGCCUGAAUGCAACAUUCACAAAAUAUUGUCGUACCUUAGUUUUGAAGCAGCAGCCCAGACGAGCAUACUGUCCAAAAAAUGGUUACAAGCCUGGUUCACCAAUCCCAACCUGAAAGUCAAAGUUGGGUAUGGCAAAGGCAAUAAUAAUAGAAAAAUAGUGGACAAAAUCAUGGAGAGAUAUAGGGAAAGAAAAAUCCCUAUAGAAAAGUUUGAGCUAUCAGUUUCAACCUCUGCUUAUCAUCAUCCUCUUGCUUUCCCUUGGAUAGAUAAGUGCCUUGACAUUGCUCUUCAGAAUGGUGUAAAAUAUCUGGUAUGUGCGGUUUCUGUCCCCUCAUACCCCUUCCCUAUUUCCACAUUCUUGGUGUCAGAAUCUUUAAGAGAAUUGGUUCUAACGGGUUGUGAUUUGAUGAAUCUUUCGUUAUCUACUAGUCAAGUGGCGAACUGCCAGUCUUUGAGAAAGAUUUCUCUAACUGAUGUUCGUUUAGACAAUAACGUGCUUCAGACUCUGCUUAAUUAUUGUCCCUUGAUUGUCGAUGUCAUCAUUAUGUAUUGUCGUUUAUUGACAAAUAUUGAGCUGCGGAAUCUUCAAAAUAUCAAGUCAGUUUCUAUUUUAUCAAGCGGCAGUCAUAACAAGAGUGUUAAAAUUCAAGCACCAACUCUAGAACACCUGUCUUAUUCUGGGUCUUGGAAAGAAUUCAUAGUAUUGGAUAUUGUUGAAUGUCAGAAUCUAAAAUCUUUAAAGCUAUCACAUAUGACGAUAUCUGAAGGAUUUCUAGAGCACCUUAUUUCUACAUCCCAAUUCCUUGAGAGUUUGUUAAUAGAUAACGUUUGUGGAGAGUUGGAAAGGUUUAACAUUUGCGGGAGUCAAUCGCUAAAGGUCUUGGGGAUUCAGUUUUGUAAGGACAUAGGGGAGAUUGAUGCUUCAAAUUUGGUAUCACUUGAGUAUAUGGGUAGUACAAUUCCUGAGCUUAAAAUUGCAAAAGAGUCUGGUCAAUUGAAGAACUUGCGAACAAAUCUUAGUUGCUAUGGGCACAAUGAUUUAAAUGCUGCAUGGUUUUGUAAGUUGAGGAAAUUCCUAUCAAACUUGACCUCUUGGUCUCAUCUUUCCCUUUAUUUUGACAAAUGCAAUGAGAUCAACAUGAAAGAUUUGCAAGUGCACUAUAGUGUUGCUACCUCUCAAGUGGACGUUUUAACUGUAUGGCUUAAAAGUUCACCUGUGGAGUGCCCAAGUUUUGUGGAUGCUUUGAUAUGGAGUUGUCAUCCUAGGAGACUCAACUUUUUCUCUAGUACUAUUGAAGUGAUUACAUGCUUCAUGGACCGUUUAACGUAUAUGAAGAAUUCGAGUCAUUCUACUUCUCAUGGAAGAAAGCCUUGGCACACUCAAUUAUACGAAGUAAGAGCCUACAAAUUUGGCUCGGCUGUGGAACUCAGAAGUGGUGAACUGGCGACCCUUACGGAGAGGGAGGAUGCUGGGGGUGCAAUGGCAAGUAUAAGAUGGAUUACCACAAUGGAAAUCAAACCACAGUGA
Messenger RNA from Lycium ferocissimum, 1539 nucleotides. Its product is annotated as putative F-box/LRR-repeat protein At5g02700. Gene Ontology annotation, molecular function: protein binding. The record is from RefSeq and is a predicted model, not a curated record. Bases 1 to 1539 code for a protein of 512 amino acids. The transcript is spliced from 2 exons. NCBI's taxonomy places the organism in Eukaryota, Viridiplantae, Streptophyta, Magnoliopsida, Solanales, Solanaceae.